UGUACCCAUGAGACUUAGGUAGCUUUCCAUAUCACAAAAAUGACCGGGGUUCGGGCCGUUGCGCUGCUCGCAGUGAGCGUGCUCGCUUGGACGCAGCUAGCAUUUUGCGGCCCCGAUCUAAACCCCAUAGCUGAUUAUUGCUCGCUGUUUAGACAGAUGUCUCGCGAGGACCGGCGGGCGCUGCGAAGCGCGGUUCAAGCGGUCCAAUCAUUGUCUUCUUUAGUCGCACAAGCGAAAUGGGGUCGGUUACCAGAGUACGCAAACAUGACACAGCAACUAGAAGCUUGGCUGGCUGGGAACAAGACAAUAGUGCAACAGCGAGACACGAGCGGCAAGGCGCUGAGCUGCCUCUCUUCGCGCCUGGAUAGAAUGGCAUUCCAGAGUAGACCGAUGUUCUCCAUCAUGCUGAAUUACUUCAAGAGGCCGUGGGCCAUUCGGCGCAUGGCCUCCAGUAUGGCCACCUCGUGCGGGGGAUCGGGCAUGGGGUGCGAGGCGGUGGUGAACGUGGACAACCCGCACGAGGCGGACGAGUGGGCUGCGGUGACGCUGCAGUCCAAGGGCUUCGUUGUCCCGGUGUUCAGCUCCAACGUACACGAGACGCGUGGCUACAACCGGGCAGCCAAGGUUGCGCGCGGCAAGCUGCUGGUGGUGUGGCAGGACGACCAAAUCGCGCCCGAAAGCCCCAAGUGGGUCCACGACCUGGUCAAGGUGUUUGACGCCUACCCGCAGCUUGCCAUCAUCGGCAUGAACACCUACCGCCUGUGCAAGCACCUGGAGGGGACCAACCGCUGGGGCGCGCCCGACUACUGGCUGCCGGACCCCAAGACCGGCGUGCGGUGGACGUACGCGCAGAACGUGGACUUUGCGCCGCUGGUGGUUCGCGCCGUGGCCUACUCGGCGCUGGGCGGGCUGGACGAGGGCUUCAGCCGCUCCGGCGACUGCGGCAUCUGGGGCGACUGGGAGCUGUGCAACAGGGCCUGGAUGGACGGAUGGCAGACGGGCUUCAUGUUCAUGGAGGGGCGCCAGGGCGACGGCCACGCGGGCGGCACUCACACGGGCGGCAACGCGGAGAAGUGCUGGGGGCGGCAGCAGCUGGUCACGUCCAGCGGCUUCACAAAGCGGUACGGCACUCAGCUGCUGCAGGACGAGCUGUGCGGCAAGGUGUGGGACCUCAACAUGCGCAGCUUCACACUGGCAGACCCGAACGACCCCAAGAAGUGCCCCUACGGGUCCGAGGGCCUCACACGCUUCGCCAACUGCACCAAGCCCGCAUGAGAAAUGUGUGACGGAGGGCCUGUUGAGCGUUAGGUAGCAUGGUGAUGGGUACGUGAGUGUGAGCGUGAGGGUUAGGAGUACAGGCGCGUACGUGCAAGCGCCGGACUAGUGCAGGUUGGGACUGACGGACUGUGCUAGUUAAUUAACAGAGCAAUUCUACCUAAGUACUGAUGACCAUGGUCAAGAUUGUUUACCGACGAUGCGUGGCGACAAAUAAGGCUGCCUGUCAGUCCAGACGGGUGGUGAACACGACCGUCACACUGCAGGGUUCUUGAUGUGGAUCGGUGGAUGUAUAUCGGAUGCCGGCGUGUGAUACAGCCGUACCUGUCAGUGACAGCCUGCUGGCGAGGGUGCCGUAAGCAAGGAGCUAU
Molecule: messenger RNA, 1646 nt
Organism: Chlamydomonas reinhardtii
Lineage: Eukaryota; Viridiplantae; Chlorophyta; Chlorophyceae; Chlamydomonadales; Chlamydomonadaceae
Exons: 6
Coding region: 370-1275 (301 amino acids)
Source: RefSeq, a predicted model, not a curated record